Molecule: messenger RNA, 2337 nt
Organism: Cornus florida
Lineage: Eukaryota; Viridiplantae; Streptophyta; Magnoliopsida; Cornales; Cornaceae
Product: patellin-3
Exons: 4
Coding region: 251-1873 (540 amino acids)
Molecular function (GO): lipid binding
Source: RefSeq, a predicted model, not a curated record
CUCCUCAGUAUCUCUCUCUUACUAAAAACAAACCCUCUCUCUCUCUCUCUACAAAGAAAAAACACCGUUUCUUUAUAGUUUUAUCUCCUCAGUAUCUCUCUCUCACUAAAAACAAACCCCCAUUCUCUCUCUCAAAAAUUACGCCUUUUUUUCUGAAUCUUUUCAUUGUUUCAUCAAUUCAACUUCUCUUGAAUCCAACACUGUCAUCCAGUUGUCAUCCAGUUUGCUUUGAAUCAAAUUCGCCCACAAGAUGUCUGAUGAAAGUCCCAAGUCAGUUCCGACAGAGGCGGCCGAGACAUCCCAAGAAGCGCUUCCGCCACCGCCACCCCCACCCGUGGCGGCGGAGUUGGAAUCUGACCCACCUGUGAAAGCUGUGACUACGGUGGGAGAGCUGGUUGAAUCGGAGAAACGGAAGCCGUUAGAUUCAUCGAAGGUCCCUGAAUCGCUGAUUUCUUUCAAAGAAGAGAGCAAUAGAGUGGCCGAUCUCUCGAAUUUUGAGAAAAGGGCUCUUGAAGAUUUGAAGCAGCGGGUACGAGAAGCCCUCAACAACCAUGAAUUCAACUACCCGCCGCCGCCGCCGACACCGCCAGUGGCGGCGGAGAAAGUAGAGGAACCAAAAUCAGCUGCGGUUGAAGAGAGAACACCGCCGCCGCCGCCGCCGCCGCCACAACCUGUUUCCACUGUACCCACUUCAGAUUCUCCACCACCGCCUCCAGAAACUGAAACCCCCAUCACAGAAUCAGCACCAACCCAUGAACCAAAAGACGAGCACAAACCAUCUGAAGCAGUCACCAAAAAUGAUAAUAGUGCCAAUACUGAAAUUACUUCUUCUCCUGUGGAAGUUUCAAUCUGGGGUGUGCCACUUCUCAAGGACGAUCGGAGUGAUGUGAUUCUUCUGAAGUUUCUGAGAGCCAGAGACUUCAAAGUCAAGGACGCAUUUGUAAUGCUUAAGAACACAUUUUUUUGGAGGAAACAGUUUGGAAUUGACACCCUCAUCGACGAAGACCUCGGAGAUGAUCUCGAAAAGGUUGUGUUCAUGCAUGGUUUGGACAAGGACGGACACCCUGUGUGUUACAAUGUGUAUGGAGAGUUUCAGAACAAGGAGUUGUAUCAGAAAACGUUUGCUGAUGAAGAGAAGAGAACCAAGUUCUUGCGUUGGCGGAUUCAGUUCUUGGAGAGGAGUAUAAGGAAGCUUGAUUUCAGUUCUGGUGGUGUGUGUACUAUCUUUCAGGUCAGUGAUCUGAAGAAUUCUCCGGGUCCGGGAAAGCGCGAGCUCCGGCAAGCCACUAGGCAGGCUCUGCAAUUGCUUCAGGACAACUAUCCGGAGUUUGUUGUCAAACAGGUGUUCAUAAAUGUUCCUUGGUGGUACCUGGCUUUCUAUACUAUGAUCAGUCCGUUCUUGACCCAGAGGACCAAAAGCAAGUUUGUAUUUGCCGGCCCUGCGAAAACUGCAGAAACCCUUUUCAAAUACAUACCUCCAGAGCAAGUGCCGAUUCAGUAUGGUGGUUUGAGUGUCGAUUUCUGUGACUGCAACCCUGAAUUCAGCAUUGAUGAUCCAGCCACGGAGAUUACUGUAAAACCUGCAACCAAGCAAACUGUGGAAAUCCUAGUAAAUGAGAUAUGUACUAUUGUCUGGGAGCUGAGGGUAGUGGGGUGGGAAGUGAGCUACAGUGCUGAAUACGUGCCUGUUGCUGAAGGUGCGUAUACCGUGGUUAUUCAGAAAGCAACUAAGAUGGCUCCCACUGAUGAACCAGUGCUGCAUCACAGCUUCAAAAUAGCCCAAGUUGGUAAAAUAAUACUCACUAUUGACAACCCUACCUCGAAAAAGAAGAAGCUCAUCUACAGGUUCAAUGUGAAACCCUUGUGUGAUUGAAGAUCCCAAAUUAUCUGAGUUACUUUGGAUUUGACAUGAUGCGAUUUACUCAUCAUUAUCAUUAUGGUUGAAGUUCUUUUUUUUCGGUUAGUAGGUGGGUGUUUCACAUCCCUUUGAUCGUGGUCUUUUUCUUUAUUUGGGGGAUCCUAUGUAUUUUACUCCCUAGUUCUUGGGUCAUCCUUUGUGCUCAUUUAGAUGACAGUGAGGCUCGUGGUGGUUUUAGUACAUGAUUUUCAAUUCGAUAGUUUGUGAGACUUGGAAGAAAUGUGAAUCAUGCGGGCUAACUAUGGAUGAAUUUUGAGGGCAAGCCAUACAUAUGUUAAGAAAAAUGUGCCUGUAAAACUUGUGUUCGCUUCUGCAUUUGGUUUUCUAUUUUGUAUAUUUCCUGUUGUUGUAUGUCUAUUUAUUGGAACUAACACACAUUGUAUUAUAAUGAUUGUAUACUAGUUGUUUUGUUAUGCAUA